AUGGUUCAAACAAAGGCAAUCCAGGUCUGUCUGGCGGGGAUUGGAGGCAUAUGUCGAGAUCACAAUAAACGUUUCAUUUGUUGCUUCUCUGCUGGGGUAGGACGCAAUCAUGCCAUCACUGCAGAAGUCCUUGCUAUCAGACAAGCACUCAUCACUGCUCGAUCUAUGAACUUCUACAAUCUCGUUAUAGAAAGUGACAAUCUCACGGCCAUCAACCUUCUCUGGGGAAAAACCCAAUCCAAACCGUGGCGUAUCUCUAAUCUUCUAGCAGACUGCCUUCAACUGGCAAGGUUCUUCAAUGAAGUCUCCUUUCAGCACAAUUUUCGUGAAGCCAAUGCAGUGGCGGAUCUCCUUGCCUCUGACGCUGCUACUAGUCAAUCUCCUCUUAUGUUGAGACUCUCUCCUUCCACUUGCUUAAGCUGUCAUUUGUAUGAUAAUUGUACUGGUUCUGUGUUUUUGCGUUAA
Molecule: messenger RNA, 465 nt
Organism: Macadamia integrifolia
Lineage: Eukaryota; Viridiplantae; Streptophyta; Magnoliopsida; Proteales; Proteaceae
Exons: 1
Coding region: 1-465 (154 amino acids)
Molecular function (GO): nucleic acid binding; RNA-DNA hybrid ribonuclease activity
Source: RefSeq, a predicted model, not a curated record